AUGAAGGGAUCAAAGACAUUAGAGGUAAUGGGAGAAAAAUCUAUUGGGGUUUUAAAGGACAAAAACUUACUCAGAGCUGUUUCUCAGGAAAACUGCUGGCAGGAGACUACUACAAUGACAGAUCCUUCAGUGGUGGAUCACCUGACACGACUGAAGAUCAAACUCCUGGAAAAGAGACUAGAAAAUGAACAGGAGAACCUAGAGAAGAUGGAGUCACCUCUCCCAGCUGCAAGGAACAGAUGUGAGGAUAUGCUCCAAAGUGCCCUAAGGCGAAGGAAAGACCUCCUGCAGGAGCUUAGGGAGCAGCACCUUCUGGAGGAGCUUUCACAGUCCCCUGCACCAGCUGGAGGACGCUGUCAUAACCGCAGAGCUGCCCCCCUGCAUGUCUAUCAGAUACCUUUUCCAGCUCACGAAGUGGAGCCACCAAGGAUUAUCCAGCAGACAAUGCCACCUCAGCCUGCCACCAUCAUCCAGCAGUUACCUCAGCUACACCCCCUGAUCACACAGAUCCCUGCUGCCCAACCUCUUGCAGCUCCUCACUCCGGAAGCAUUAAAGAAGAUAUGGUAGAGAUGAUGCUGAUGCAAAACGCUCAGAUGCACCAGAUCAUCAUGCAGAACAUGAUGCUGAAGGCUCUGCCACCAAUGGCAUUCACGCAGUCUCCUGGAGCCAGCUCUCCCCUCCUUCAGCAUGCACAGCAGGACCUGCAGUUUGCUGCUCCCCUGGCUGUGAAAGCAGACAGGCCCAGGCCGUCUGCGGUGCACCACCACCACCACUACCCUCCCACAGGGGUGUUCCCAGUGCCCCAUGGGGGCUUCCCGUCUACAUCCACGGCACAUCACUGGACUGGCAGCAUGCUCCCUGCCCUGCCUACGUAA
Messenger RNA from Egretta garzetta (little egret), 876 nucleotides. It is a transcript of the gene CUNH21orf58, whose product is annotated as chromosome unknown C21orf58 homolog. The record is from RefSeq and is a predicted model, not a curated record. NCBI's taxonomy places the organism in Eukaryota, Metazoa, Chordata, Aves, Pelecaniformes, Ardeidae. The transcript is spliced from 8 exons. Bases 1 to 876 code for a protein of 291 amino acids.